CAUAGGAUUAUGCCUUGGUUUAUUCCGGGUAUGCCUCAUGGGACCGUUUGGACGAGGUUUCUCUUCAGUUGCAUCAGGGGACACUGGCGUUGUUAGAUUAAUUGGGCCCUGGAGGUUACCCAGAAUUUUUAUGAAAUCCGAUAUAUGGGUAAAUGAUGUAACGUAUUGCUUCUUGUAGUUUUGCAACAUUGCUAUCAUGAUAUGCAACGUGUGAUUAUUCAUGGUCGCUUGGAGCAUCGAGAUAACCAUGUCAUUGUCAUCUCGAACUCCAUAGACACGGACAUCCCUGUCAAGUCGCAUAGCGAAUUGAUGGUACGUCUCAUGCGCACCACGACCUUUUUCCAACAAUUUGUUGAAUUGAGACGUCCUUUCUUGUUCAGUCAAUGCAAUUUUCAAGAAAGUGGCUUCACAUUUUUCCCAGGUCUUUUGAUCCUCAGGAAGUUUUUUGAGUUCUUGCUCAAGAUAUCGUCGAUGAUAAUCGCUGAUAGUGAGGUACAGUAGGUAUCGAUCGCAUGAUUUUUCAAACGUUUCUCGGCCUACAUAUGUGCAUACCACAUGU
Messenger RNA from Lobosporangium transversale, 559 nucleotides. RefSeq lists its product as hypothetical. The record is from RefSeq and is a predicted model, not a curated record. The coding region runs from base 202 to 501 and encodes 99 amino acids. The transcript has a single exon. NCBI's taxonomy places the organism in Eukaryota, Fungi, Mortierellomycota, Mortierellomycetes, Mortierellales, Mortierellaceae.